Messenger RNA from Phalacrocorax carbo (great cormorant), 3318 nucleotides. The record is from RefSeq and is a predicted model, not a curated record. Lineage: Eukaryota; Metazoa; Chordata; Aves; Suliformes; Phalacrocoracidae.
UCCGCCAGCCGCGGAGCGGGGCGCGGAGCGGAGCGCAGGGCGCGCAGCCGGACGGGCAGCGCCGGGCCGGCCCGCCAGCAGCCCCGGCAGCCUGCUGACACCCCCUGAGCAAGCCGGUGAGCACCCCUGAGCAUCCCCCCUCCGAGCAUCCCAGGAGCAUCCCCCAAGUGUCUCGGUGAGCAAGCGGUGAGAGACCCCCGAGCACCCGCGGACAUCCCGGGGAGCGACCCCUGAGCAUCCCCCGAGUGCCUCGGAGCUUCCCGACUUACCCAGGCACACUCCACCACCUCCCUGUGGCUCCAGCAUGAAUUGUGGGGCGCCCAAACCUGCCCCCCACCUGUCUUGAGUCCCCCAAGCCCGUGGUGCCUGUGGGGAGGCCCAUCCCCAGCCAUGGAGAAGACCUACUCAUUGACGGCCCACUACGACGAGUUUCAGGAGGUGAAAUACGUGAGCAAGUACCAGAGUGGCACCCUGCCCAAUGGCUUCACCCUCCAGCUGGGCGCUGGGGCCAAGAAACGCCGUGGGGGACUGCCACGCUGGAGCCGCCGGGAGGUCUGCCUGCUCUCAGGGCUGGUGUUUGCUGCGGGGCUCUGCGUCAUCUUGACAUGCAUGUUGGUGCUCAAGUACCUGGCGGCCGAAGGGGACAGCUACUGCCUGGAGGGUUGCCAGGAGAAGAAGGCCUUCCUGCGGGCGUCCCGCUUCCUCAGCGCUAACAUGGAUGCCACCAUCGACCCCUGCCAGGACUUCUACUCAUUUGCCUGCGGUGGCUGGCUCCGGCGACAUGGUAUUCCUGAGGACAAGCUGGUGUAUGGCACUAUCGGGGCCAUCGCUGAGCAGAACGAGGCCAAGCUGCGGGCGCUGCUGAGCCGCCCUGUGCGGCGCCGAGCCCCUGCCUCGGCCGAGAGGAAGGUCAAGGAGUUUUUCCGCUCAUGCUUGGACCGGGCUGAGAUUGACCGGCUGGGCCCGCGGCCCAUGCUAGAGGUCAUUGGGGAGUGUGGUGGCUGGGACGCCCCCCCAGGCCGUGGGGACCUCAACGAGCUGCUCUACAAGACGCAGGGGGUCUACAGCGCUGCCGUGCUCUUCUCCCUCACCGUCAGCCUGGAUGAGAGGAACACCUCCCGCUACGUCAUCCGGAUUGACCAGGAUGGGCUGACGCUGCCUGAACGGACCCUUUACCUGGGCCAGGACGAGGAGAGUGAGAAGAUCCUGGCUGCGUACCGGGUGUUCAUGGAGCGGCUGCUCACCCUUCUGGGGGCUGAGCAUGUGGAGCAGAAGGCCCAGGAGAUCCUGCAGCUGGAGCAGCACCUUGCCAAUAUCACGGUGUCUGAGUACGAUGAUGUGCGGAGGGACGUCAGCAGUGUGUACCACAAAGUGACCCUGGGCGAGCUGCAGCGCAUCACCCCCACUCUCAAGUGGAAGCGCUUGCUGGACCGCAUCUUCCACGACAACUUCUCGGAGGAGGAGGAGGUGGUGCUGCUGGCCACUGACUACAUGCACAAGGUGUCUGACCUCAUCCGCAUGACGCCCAGCAGGAUCCUUCACAACUACAUGCUGUGGCGCAUCGUGGUGGUGCUGAGCGAGCACCUCUCCACCCCCUUCCGUGACGCUAUCCAUGAGCUCUCCAAGGAGAUGGAGGGUAACGAGAAGCAGCUCGAGCGGGGCAAGAUCUGCCUGAGCCAGGCCAACAAGCACUUUGGCAUGGCCUUGGGUGCCCUCUUCGUUGAGGAGCACUUCUCCUCCACCAGCAAAGCCAAGGUGCAGCAGCUGGUGGAGGACAUCAAAUACAUCCUGGACCAGCGCCUGGAUGAGCUGGACUGGAUGGAUGAGGAGACACGGAGAGCGGCCAGGGCCAAGCUCCGGUACCUGAUGGUGAUGAUCGGGUACCCCGAUUUCCUGCUGAAGCCGGAGGCCAUCGACAAGGAGUAUGAGUUCGAGGUGGAUGAGAAGACCUACUUCAAGAACAUCCUCAACAGUAUCGCCUUUGGCAUCAGGCUCUCAGUGAAGAAGAUCCGUCAGGAGGUGGACAAGUCUGCGUGGCUGCUGCCUCCCCAGGCGCUGAACGCCUACUACCUGCCCAACAAGAACCAGAUGGUGUUCCCUGCUGGCAUCCUGCAGCCCACCCUCUACGACCCCGAGUUCCCGCAGUCUCUGAACUAUGGUGGGAUUGGCACGAUCAUCGGGCACGAGCUGACCCACGGCUAUGAUGACUGGGGGGGACAGUAUGACCGCCAUGGGAACCUGGUGCACUGGUGGACGGAGCGGUCAUACAGCAAGUUCCUGAAGAAGGCACAGUGUAUUGUCAACCUCUACGACAACUUCACCGUCUACAACCAGCGGGUGAAUGGCAAACACACAUUGGGGGAGAACAUCGCUGACAUGGGGGGGCUCAAACUCGCCUACUAUGCCUACCAGAAGUGGGUGCGGGAGCACGGCCCUGAGCACCCUCUGCACCACCUGAAAUACACUCAUGACCAGCUCUUCUUCAUCGCCUUUGCCCAGAAUUGGUGUAUCAAGCGGCGAUCCCAGUCCAUCUACCUGCAGGUGCUGACGGACAAGCAUGCCCCAGAGCACUACAGGGUCCUGGGCAGCGUCUCACAGUUCGAGGAGUUCGGACGGGUUUUCCACUGCCCUAAGAACUCACCCAUGAACCCAGUGCACAAGUGCUCAGUGUGGUGAGGCCAAUCCUCCCCCCAGGAGGCUGGCACCCCCCCAUCCCCAUCCCUGCCCGAGUGCCACCCUGUGCCCAUUCCCCACCUCCUCCCAUCUCCCCCUUCUACUCUCAAGGAAAAGGGGGCACCACUAUUAGGGGGUCACUCUCCCAAAGACAGGCACCCACCAGAAGGGUGGAGACAGCAGUGAGACACUUGGGGUGGGCAUGAGCUCCUGCCCAGAGGCAGGAGCCUCCUGCUAAUCCCUUUCUUACCCCACCCUGCGAACUGGAGGGGUAGUUCCCUGAGUCCCUAUGGAGGAACAAGGCAAUGCAGGACACCACCCCCAAGUACCUGUGUAACCCCUUUUCUCUCCACCCACUGCAAACCCUUCACCCAGCCCUACCACAUCUGGCCCAGCACCAGUUGGGGGAGGGAGAGUGAACCAGAGAUGUCAUGGGGCUGCUCCAUGCCAGAAGCCCCCCUGCCCAGUGCCCUCCCUGGCACCCCCUGUGCCAUCCCCAUCCUGUCCCCGCAUCAACCCUGCCAGUGGGUGGGCACAGCUGGCAAAGCUUGGGGCCAGGCAAUGCCAGCCUGCCCUGCCUGCCCUGGGAGUGUGGGGAGAUGGAUGCCUGCUGUAUUUUUCUCUGCUGUUUCUGGUCAAUAAAGU